This is a messenger RNA of Panonychus citri (citrus red mite), 3318 nucleotides long. RefSeq lists its product as uncharacterized. The record is from RefSeq and is a predicted model, not a curated record. The transcript is spliced from 2 exons. Gene Ontology annotation, molecular function: ATP binding; ABC-type transporter activity; ATP hydrolysis activity. Gene Ontology annotation, cellular component: plasma membrane. NCBI's taxonomy places the organism in Eukaryota, Metazoa, Arthropoda, Arachnida, Trombidiformes, Tetranychidae. The coding region runs from base 1807 to 3318 and encodes 503 amino acids.
UUUUUUGGUGAGUUUGUUGUAACUUGCUGAUAGUAUUUUAAGUUUCUGAUUGAACCCUGAUUCUAAUUCUGGUGUUGAAAUGAAUUCCGUAGAAAAAUACCAAAUCCAUCAUCAUGAACACCAACAGUAAAUUACUCUAAUUAAUCUCAACCUGAAUUAAUCACUUACCUCUCUCAUCUUAAUCCUAAUCCAUUGUUGAUAUUUUUGUUUCUCACUUGAUUUCCUAAUCCCUUUUUUUUUACAAUCAACAAUUGUGUUCCAACAAUUAAAUGGACUUAACAAAAAUAAUUCUGAUAACAAUGAACUCUAAUAAUUGUCUCUCUUGGAUUAGCUGAUGUUAAUUGUGCUUCUUAAUUAAUCUUGGACAUUUGCUCAGCAUCCUCAUCAAGUGAUCAACUAAUUCUAAACAAUUAAUAUUCAACAUUGUCCAACAAUCAACAAUAUCAACGAAAAUUGUUAAUCACCUUACCCAAAGUUGCUGUUAAUUAAAUUGUUAAUUCGUGAUAAUAUUUAAUCAUAGAUUGGAGAGAUAAACAAACAAUUGUCAACACCCGAUUUGUGAACGUUAAUCAAUCAAUCGAAAUCAACACAAUCAACAAAUAAUUUAAAACUUUUCUUUCUUACAAUUAAUUGUUAAUCAGAUAAUUAAGGUGUAAUUAGAUUAUUAAUUGUUACCUUAACGUUGUUGAUCAUUGAUCAAGUUUCAUUUCCCUCAAUUAUUGGCCUUUAAUUCAAUUUCUUUGGUGGAUUUUUCAUUCAAUUCUCUUGAUUAAUUCUGGUGGAUUAACUCAUUUGGAUUCAAUUGAGUUUGAUUAACAAUAACAAUAACUAUUAUGAGGAGAUCACAAAUGAUCAUUACCAAAACCAUUGGAUUAACUAUUGUUAUUAAUCAAUCAACUACUCUAAUCCAACAACAACAACAAGGCGAUUCUAUAAGAUCAACAAGUCCUUGAUUAACAUUUUUCGCAAAUCACAAUCAAUCUUGAUAGAUUCAAGCGUGACACCUACAAGUUUCAUCCACAAUUAACAGUCAACAAUCAACUGAUCAUAUUCGCAAUCAUAAUCUAAUCGAAAAUUAAGUUUUACCUUCGUUUUCUUCAUCUUUCUAUCUCUCUCCUUAAUCUUGUCCCUCUAUCGACUUUUCAUCUCAUCGAAAAACGGAUAACGUUCAAUCUGACGAUUUAUCCUCAUAAUCUCAUAUAAUAUAAUCACAACAAUUAAUCAUCAAUAAUUAACCUUAACUUUGACCUAAAUUCAUUGAUCGAAUCCGCAGAAGACAAAAAAAAGUUAUCACUUCUAUUUAGAAAUCAUAAUUAACCAGUUUGAUUGUUGUGAAUACUUUUUUCUGUUGUUUCUGUUGUUUAAUUGCUUACAAUUAAUUUUGAUUAGAGCUGAAAAAAAAACUUCUCUUCAAUUUAUAUUAAUUCACAGUUAAAUCAUCAUCAUCAUAAAUCAUCAUCAAAGUUGAUCAACGAAAAUUAUCAACAAUCAAAACCGCCGAGAACCUUUUUUUUGUGAUUCACCGUAAACUUAAGGCACGACGACGAUACCCAAAAGUCCAACGGUUCACCCGUUACCAGGUCAUCACAAGUGACCCCGUGUGACGUAACGGGAAAGUGUGAACCCAUAGGAAAUCGUUACCGUGAUUGUUGUAACGGUUUAAAUAACCAAUCAGCUGAUCCUGAUAAUCAACCAUCUAAACAGGUAACCAACAUUCAGCAUCACGGAUUAUCAUCAGGAUCAUCAACAAUCAAACCGAUUGAUUUGAGUGGUAAAAAGUUAUCACCACCGUCAACAAAUAACAUCAUGUGUCCACCUCAAGUGACCACCGUUGAUGAAAACAAUCAUGUGGCCGUUGUCUGGCGAAACCUUACCGUUUAUAAACCAAUGGAUCUACUUGACGGUUUCCUGGUUAAAUCCAUGUCCCAUAAAUGUCGUAAGGCCAUUUUACGAAACAUUUCAGGUGUCUUUCGAUUCCAUGAUCUAUCCGCUAUCAUGGGACCUUCAGGUGCUGGUAAAACAACAUUGUUACAAUGCUUAUUUGGUACAUGGUCAGGUCGUUAUAAGGGUAAAAUCUAUCGUAAUCCAUUAGCAAAUAAGGCCUCAUUUAUAACCCAAAAAGAGGAAGAUCACUUGUUCCCUUGUUUAUCGGUUAUUGAAUCCAUUUUUUAUGCUUCCCGUUUAAAGGGUGCUCAAAAUGAGUCCAAGGUUGUUGAAGAGCUUAUUGAUCAACUUGACCUUCGUAAUUGUCGCCAUACUUUGGUACACUCAUGUUCGGGUGGUCAACGUAAACGUUUGGUUAUCGCUCAAGAAUUGGCCUCAGAGGUUAAACCUAAAAUUUUAUUCAUCGAUGAGCCAACAUCAGGUUUAGAUUCAAACGUUUCUUUUACCGUAUUAACUCAAUUGCAAAAACUUUGCAUGGCCCAUGGAAUGGCCAUAAUUGCGACAAUUCAUCAACCCUCAUACAAGAUUCUUAAACUGUUUGAUCAACUUUACGUUCUUUCACGAGCAGGUAAAUGUCUUUACCAAGGUAGACCGGAAGUACUUCGCUCAUAUUUAUCUCAAUUCCAGGUUAAUUGUCCAAAUGGACAUAAUCCAGCGGAUGUUAUCAUUGAUGCCGCUGCGAUAAAUACAGUUUGCCUUUUGGACGAAGAAGAACCAACCGAUUGCUUUAGUCGAAGCCAUCGAUCAUCUCGAUCAUCAUCUAAAUCCUCAUCAGCAGUCGCCAAGUCACAAGUCAAUAAAACGACAACCAAUUUAUCAUCAAAUUCCUGUCACCUUUACCCUUUCACCUCACAUUUUACAACAACAACAAAUAAUUGUCUCAAUAACUGUAAUCACACCAACAAUCAUAAUAAUUGUCUUCAUCUUUCACCACCACCAACAUCCUUCUCAUCUCAUCCAAUUUCAUACUCAUCCUCAUCACCACCAAAUGGACCUGCAAGUCAACAACAACAACGUAAAAAUCACCAACAACAACAACCCAAAGAGUCAACGACAAUUUCAAUAGUAACACCAUUAGAUGAGAAAGAAUUAUUAAAAGUUCGAUUAUUAGAAGAAUCUUCUGCCAAGUUGAUUGAAUUCGAAAUGGAUUCAAUUGAUACCAGUUCAAUGUCUGAAGUUGAAGAAAUGAGAGAAAAUCGGAAUCACCUUAGCCUUCGCCAUAUGAUGUAUCUACUUCGACGUUCAUUUCUCCAUGGUACUUGUCGUGAACCUUUAUGGUUAUUUAUUCGUGUUGGUUUACAUGUAUUCGUUGCCCUUUUACUUUCAAUGCUUUACGAUGGUAAUAUUGGUGUAGAUGAUGGUUGCCUAAGGUAA